AUGGUUUGUAUGCAAAUGAGGGUGUUUUUUCAAAAACCCAUACAAAUUAGUUUUUCGGAAAUUCAUUCGCGGCACCGGAACCUUUUCUGGCGUGCGGACCCCCACUUCGAUGUCGGAGACCAACUUUAUUUAGUGCCGAAGUGGAGUGGGGAAUGGUGGAAUUCCGUUACUUUGUUAAUGCAGGAAUGCAAUUUAAAGGUCAGCGAGUGGGUUUUUCGGAAAUUCAUUCGCGGCACCGGAACCUUUUCUGGCGUGCGGACCCCCACUUCGAUGUCGGAGAUUUUUCGGAAAUUCAUUCGCGGCACCGGAACCUUUUCUGGCGUGCGGACCCCCACUUCGAUGUCGGAGAUGCAUUUCUACCUAUUAUUCAGCGCUUUUAGCACUGGUUAUUUACCACGCCGCACCUAG
Messenger RNA from Pyricularia oryzae 70-15, 408 nucleotides. RefSeq lists its product as uncharacterized. The record is from RefSeq and is a predicted model, not a curated record. The transcript is spliced from 5 exons. Lineage: Eukaryota; Fungi; Ascomycota; Sordariomycetes; Magnaporthales; Pyriculariaceae. The coding region runs from base 1 to 408 and encodes 135 amino acids.